AUGCCUUCGCUGUGGAAACGGAUAACGUUCUCGGUGGCUUCGGUGCUCUGCGUCGGCUCGGUGGCGCUCCUGGUCGUGGCCCUGUCCACGGAGCGGUGGGUCACCGGACGGCUCCUGUGUAAAACCGGGGCUGAGAUUGUGAACGCGUCCCACCCGGAGAUGGAGCAGUUCAUCGGGGACAUUUACUACGGCCUGUUCCAGGGGGGGAAGACCAAGAAGUGCGGGCUCGGCAACAGACGCUCCAAAAUAUACAUUUUCCCAAACCUUGUGCGGAAGUUGAAUGGCGGCCUUCACAUGAUGGUGAUCCUCUUCCUGCUGGUGGCUGUGGGGUUUGCUCUGGUCAGUCUGUCUUUCUGCAUUUACAACGCACGCAAGGUUCCCUACCAGAGCAUCAAAGGGCACAAAGGACUCUACCUAUGGAACUUCAUUGCUGCUUUCUUCGGUGCUCUGGGCACGCUGUGUUUCCUGGCAGCCGUGAGGCACCACAGUCUGACCGAGCGGCUGGCUAAUCAUCAGGAGAACCUCUUCGUGCUGGUGGUCCUGGAUGACAACCUGGACUGGUCCUUCUGGCUGGGUGUAGGCAGCAUUGCCACUCACUUUGCUGUCUGUGGAGUGGUUGCCAUGAGCCGGAUCAAACUGCCCAAAACGGAGAUCAAGAAACCUGAAGAACCAACCAUUGCUGCUCUGGACCUGCUCUACUGAAGGACCAACCAAGGAGCAUUUACAUCACCGAUGGCUGACUGGAGCCAACCACAGGAACUGACAGCAAAGUGAAACCAACACUGUGCCAGAUCCCCUUAAGUCUUAAUACUGUAACCUACAUGAGUGCAAAGGACUUGUUUGUGCUGGAUAUAUUCUGUCUAUAGCUGCACAAUGUAAAUACAUCAUUAUUUUCUCAUUUUAUGUAAAGAAUGCAAUUGACGGAUCUGUUAUUCUUUUUUUGAGGCUCUUCUUUUAUUAGAUAGUGGAUAGACAAGAAAGUGGGGGAGAGAGAGAUUAGAUGACACAUAGCUAGGGGCCGCAGGUCGGAUUCGAACCCUGACCGCUGCAAAGGACUCAGCCAACAUGGGCCGCACACUCUGCUGGGUGAGCUAGAGAUUGUCCCCGGAUCUGUUAUUCUAGCCCCUUCAUGAGAGAUUUUUAUUUUAUUUUUAUUUUUUUACAGUAAUUAUUCUUGAUCCCAGAUAGAAAGUGCAGCUAUGCAUGGAUAAUGGGGAGUUCUGGGCUUAUGUGAUGAAUAUAAACUAUACCAUAAUCUUCUAUGAACAGAAAGAGACUUGUUCACUUUAAUUUGGUCUUAUGAACAUCCUCACAUCUAAAAAUAAAUCAGCUGUAAAAAUAGGAACUGUGAAAAAUGUCACUUUGGACAUCAUUAGAAAAAGAAAUUGUUGUUUUAUUUUUUAUUUGUUUUAAUUGUUGGAUUGGUUAUAAUCAUACUAACAACCUUGUGACAAACAAAUAUUUAAAGUUAACAAUUAAAAAAUAGUCAGACGCCUACAGUAUGUGUUUCUU
This is a messenger RNA of Etheostoma spectabile (orangethroat darter), 1512 nucleotides long. It is a transcript of the gene clrn2, whose product is annotated as clarin 2. Lineage: Eukaryota; Metazoa; Chordata; Actinopteri; Perciformes; Percidae. The transcript is spliced from 3 exons. The record is from RefSeq and is a predicted model, not a curated record. Bases 1 to 702 code for a protein of 233 amino acids.